AUGCCCUCACUCAAGUUCAUGAACGCAGGCUACAACUUCCUCACCAAUGUAGCAGUUCCCACACCAGCCUGCCCCACGUAUCAGAUUUUUCUGCAUUUCAACUGCUUUCCCACAAACCUGACCAUUUGCACGUACCAGCAGUACCAGAAGAAUGCCACCUGGUGCACGUCGUUCUGUGGGAACGGACCCUCCAGUCCGCCCUGCAGUGGCCAUGGAGUGUGUUCCUACUUGCCUCCAAGCACAGACGCCACGUGCGCUUGUGACUAUGGCUAUACAGAUGGAACCGCCAAUGCCACAUGUGUCCCGCAACAAGGGACGUACCUUCCUCCAUACCUCUCCUCCUACUCACAACCGAUAAAUCUGUCGCAGACCGCCUCCGCUGCCCCCAAUGGCUCCAUCUUCCUCUCUUCUCCAUCCUCCAAUACGUCAUGGGGAGCGGCCUUCAUACAGAGGCCCAUCACCCUAUUCUUCUCUACCAACAAAAAUACCCCCUGCGACCCACCCAUAGCCUUUUCGGUUUUGUUUGCAUUCCGAAUGGCCCCUACUUCUCCUGGUGGCUCAUCCACAGCAGGCGAGGGUCUGGCGUUUGUGGUGACGUCUGCUGCACCGCAUGGGGCUGUCACAGCGGGGGUGGGGCUGGGAGGGGUGGGGAAGUGGAGUGUGGCGGUGGAGUUUGACUCGGUGCUGAGUGUGAAGCACAGCGACCCCAACGACAACCACGUGGGCGUUAAUGUGGGCGGCUCACUUGUGUCCCUCGCCUCUGCCACGGCCCCUCUCAUCCUCAACGACGGCCAUACCAAGCACGCCUGGAUCCGCUACGACCUCACCAGCGGCGGCACCCUCCGAGUCUUCCUCUCGGCCUCCAGGCAGCAGCCGUCCAAGGCUGUGGUGACGGCGAGAGUGUCUCUGUGCAGCGCGCUCAAGCCCACCAUUGGCAAUGCCUCCUUCCUCUUUGGCUUUGUGGCUGGCUCUGCAAACAGCACUCAGAGGCAUGACAUUCUGUGGUGGAACAUUGCCACAGGUGAGAUGAAUGAUGUUUUUGCUUAUAGCGCAUCAUAUUCUGUCCGCAGGAGCUGUUAA
Molecule: messenger RNA, 1080 nt
Organism: Closterium sp. Naga37s-1
Lineage: Eukaryota; Viridiplantae; Streptophyta; Zygnematophyceae; Desmidiales; Closteriaceae
Source: the annotation of a GenBank genome assembly